This is a messenger RNA of Paramormyrops kingsleyae, 1410 nucleotides long. NCBI's taxonomy places the organism in Eukaryota, Metazoa, Chordata, Actinopteri, Osteoglossiformes, Mormyridae. The record is from RefSeq and is a predicted model, not a curated record.
AUGGCGAAGUCUAGCACGGCCUUCAUAGACCUGCAGGCUACUGAGAUAGACCUGCAGCGGCUCCCCAAGUCUGGCCCCCCGGGCGGGAGGAGAGCCAGGGAAGGGCCCCCCCAGCCCCGCAAGAAGCUGCAGGUGAUGGUGUGCGUCCUCCUGGCCGAGCUGUGCGAGAGGUUCACCUUCUUCGGCAUCGUCUGCAACAUGAUCCUUUUCUGCACUGUCAAGCUGGGUUACGACAACUACCAGGCGGCCACCAUGAACCUGGCAUUUGUGGGCGGCAGCACCCUGACGCCCGUCUUCCUGGGCUGGUUUGCCGAGACUUGCCUUGGGAGGAACAAAGUCCUGUACCUGUGUGCUCUCCUGCACUUCUUUGGCACUGCCAUGCUGCCCGUGGUGGCCUUUCCCUUCGAGGAUUUCUACGUGGACACCCACCAUGUCACGCACGCUCUGGGUCGCCGGCACCAGCUCAUCCUCUUCUACACAGGGCUGCUGGCCGCCGCCCUGGGCCUGGGGGGCAUCCGUGCCAUCCUCUGCCCGCUGGGCGCCUACAACCUGCAAGGCCGUGACCAACACCAGCUACGAUCCUUCUUCAACUGGUUCUACUGGUGGGUGAACCUGAACUCGACCGUGGUGUUUCUGGGGAUCGCUUACAUCCAGCAGUCCAUCGCGAAGAACCUGGGCUUCCUCAUCCCGUUCACCUCCAUCCUGCUGGCCCUCAUCGCCAUUCACAUGGCGCGCAACAACCUCACCUUCUGCCCCAAAAAUGGUGGCUCCCUGCUGACCAUGAUGGGCGUGCUCCUCAACUCGCUGAAGAUGUGCUGCCUGCGCUACCGGCACCUGGGCGGCGAUGUGGCAGACUGCCUGGACCGCGCCAAGGAGAACAACGGAGGGCGCUACAGCGAGGCACACGUGGAGAGCGUCAAGGUCCUGGUGCGGCUUUUCCCGCUGUUCGGCCUGCAGCUGCUGUACCGCGCCUGUGUCACCCAGAUCCCCUCUAGUUACUACAUCCAGACCAUGAACUCCAACCUGAACCUGAAGGGCAACCUGCUGCCCAUUGCAGCCCUGAACGUUGCGGGCAUGGUGCCCGUGUUGGUGCUGACACCCCUGCUGGAGUGCGUCGCCGCCUGCUCCCUGUCGCUGCGCGGGAGGCCCCCCCCGGCCACCACCACACUCAUAGUGGCCGGACACGCAUGUGCUGCUGCGUCGGUGCUGGUGGCAGGUCUCUCAGAGCUCUGCAGGAAGGGCCAUCCCCUGGUGGAGCAGGCGCUCUUGGGCAAGGUGCUGCACGUCUCCUCCAUGGCCUGCUUCCAGCUGGCACCCCAGUACAUCUUGCUGGGGGUCGCCGAGGCUCUGGUCACACCUGCCUGUAAGAGCGCCCCCUACUGUCCACACCACAUACCACAAUUACACUAA